Messenger RNA from Alternaria triticimaculans, 3822 nucleotides. RefSeq lists its product as uncharacterized. Gene Ontology annotation, biological process: maintenance of protein localization in endoplasmic reticulum. Gene Ontology annotation, cellular component: endoplasmic reticulum membrane. The transcript is spliced from 3 exons. The coding region runs from base 1 to 3822 and encodes 1273 amino acids. Lineage: Eukaryota; Fungi; Ascomycota; Dothideomycetes; Pleosporales; Pleosporaceae. The record is from RefSeq and is a predicted model, not a curated record.
AUGAACGGGGCAGAAACACGGAUAUACGGUGAAUUGCAUACGACGGGCCAGCUCCCCACGCCUUCCUCGACGCCCGAACCGGACGAUGUGGCACCUCCGAGGGGCCGCCGCGCCCAUGAAGCCAAAAGCGAGGAACCGCUGCAGAACAUGACGAAUGGCGCCAAAGCCGAGCCAAACAGCGCAAUCAGCUCCAGUGCGCCGAGCAGGAGGCCCAGCGUGCACGAAGAGGCCAUUCUCUCCGACACCAGCGAGAAGAUACGGCCUAUCAAGCGGCCUGGAGACGGGCGGCGGAGGAGCAGCGUUUCCGAGCACGAGAAGAUUCUCAAACUCAGUCCCCGCCAGAUCCAGGAACUCACGAGCGAGCCUGCGAGCAUUCCCAUCCGAGCAGCCACGCCGAUUCUCGAAGACGAGCUGGAAGACGCCACGCCGCUGGAAGAUGGCGAUGGCCAGGGCAGCAACAAGCUCUUGGGCGUCGUGCUGGAGCGGCCGGUGGAGCUCAAUGGUGAAUCGAGGAGAGAGAAGGAAGUCGUCCUGAUCAAGACACCUGCAACCGAAUUGCGCAACGGCCGCCCGGUGCUUUCCUCACGAUCCGUCACUACGCCCUCGCUCCCACGAAGGACCACGUCAAGGUCGCGAUCACGCACACACAACCAGACACAAGAGACAGAGGACCGGAGACAUAGCAGGCAUAUCCCUCCGCCGUUGAGUCUGGACCACAGAGAUGGCACGUCCAAGGGCCACGACAGACACAAGGAGACACGCGAGAUACGUGAGCAGGUCUCUCCGACACCAAUCGCUCUCCCGUUGCCGCCAAUGUCGAUGCCUACCUUUCUUUCCCUAGAACUCUCCGCCAGCCGUCCCUCUCCAUUGUACAUAUACCGGCCCGCGACGACAGACUUUCCCUACGAAACAUCCGAGAUAAAGUACGAGCGCUUGCUCAACUUCCUAAGGAUACCACUGAAGAUCGAGGGCAUACUUGGAUUUGGAGCGCUGGCUUGUCUGGAUGCAUGGAUGCACGUCUUGACAAUUCUGCCCCUUCGCUUUCUGCUCGCCAUUGCCAUUUUGGUCAAAUGGUGGGGCUCAGUCAUUGUGAAAGAGUUUCGCCAUCUCUGGGCUUUUGUCUACGACGGUCUUCCUCGCCUUUGGCAGCGCAGGAAGCAGACCGAUGGCCCUACGCCUUUACCAACACCUGCUGAGGAGGUGCCUCCGUCCAUGUCGCGGAAGCCAUCAUCUUCUACCGUUCCCUCGGCCAAUAUGACGGCCAGGCAGAAUCCUCAGAUGUCGACGACAUUCAAGUUUCCAGACAUGAACGAGCUCAGGGCGCGCCGGCCUCGAAACUCCCGAUUCCGUCACCGCCGUACCAAGUCCACGCCUUCUACACUACAACCCAGCCACAAAGCAGACAUACUGAAAGGUCUACUGGUCAUUGCCAGCUGCUUCGUCUUGAUGCGCUUCGACGCGAGUCGCAUGUAUCAUGGCAUUCGUGGACAGUCAGCUAUCAAGCUGUACGUCAUCUACAACGUCCUCGAGGUCUGUGAUCGCCUGCUCUCAGCCGUCGGUCAAGAUGUGCUGGAAUGCCUCUUUUCUCGCGAGACGCUGGACCGUAAUCCCGACGGCAGAAGCAAGGUCCUCCGUCCAUUUGGAAUGUUCGCACUUGCACUGGUAUACACCGUCGCCCACGCUACAGCGCUGUUCUACCAAGUGAUAACGCUGAACGUGGCCGUCAACUCCUAUUCCAACGCACUACUGACGCUCUUGAUGUCCAACCAAUUCGUCGAAAUCAAGGGCACGGUGUUCAAGAAAUUUGAGAAGGAGAACCUUUUCCAGAUUACCUGCGCAGAUAUCGUAGAGCGUUUCCAGCUCUGGCUCAUGCUUCUCAUCAUUGCAAUGCGCAACGUUGUCGAAGUAGGUGGCUUGAGUAUCCAAAGCAGCGACACCUCUUGGACAGCCAUGUUCACUGGAUCUGCCAACUCGUCUUCUGCGACCGCGUUCAAGGCUACGAGUAUCAUACCUAUGAGCUUUACUAUCUUCCCAAAGUACAUUGCACAGGUACUCAACCCGUUCCUGCUGGUGUUGGGUAGCGAGAUGUUUGUCGAUUGGCUGAAGCAUGCGUACAUUACCAAGUUCAAUCAGUACAAGCCAGAGGUGUAUAGCAAGUUCUUUGACGUUCUGGCAAAGGACUACUAUUCUAAUGCUUUUGCUGACGCGGACUUGACACGACGUCUUGGUCUGCCAGUUAUACCACUGUCAUGCCUCUUCAUACGUGCUGCCAUCCAAACCUACCACAUGUUCAUUGCGAUGCACAUGCCGCCCCCCCUCCACACCACAUCAACAUCCCUCUCUUCGGACCCGACAUCCUCCCCCACAACGACCGCAGCACUAGCCCACAUCGACCACGUCUUCCGCCGCGCCCUAGGUCGCUCCUCCUUCGGUGCCGGCAUCCCCUCCCAAGCCUGGUACAACCCCCUCUCCUACACCCUCGACGACCUCAUCGCCGGCUCAACCAUGCUCAUCGUCUUCCUCGUCGGCUACCUCAUCUUCCUCGCUUUCAAACUCAUUCUCGGCAUGCUCCUCCUAUCCGUCAGCCGCAAACGAUACCACGGUAUGCAGGAACGAGAGAAGAUGAAUGUGGAGACAGGGGGUAAGAGAAUCGGGGGAUGGGGCGUUGUGGAUGUAGACGAGGAGAAGAGGAAGGUGAUUUACGAUGAUGAUCCUGAGACGCUGAAGAGACUGAGGGAGAGGGAUGAAAAGGGCAGGAAGAAGGAGCAGGAGGAAAGGGAGAGAGGGACGAGCUUUGGGCAUAUGACCAACCAACCCAAUCCCCCACAAAAGCCCUUCAUGGAGCAACUAGCCCUACGCCAAACCGGCGAAAACGAAUUCGAAAUGAUCAACUUCCCUCAGAAAAUGGGCAAUCCACUAGACAUUGCCUACGGCGGCUACACCAUCGCCGUAGCCUGCAAAGCAGCCUGUCUCACCGUACCAGAUGGCUACAACCUCUACUCCCUCCAAGGGAACUACCUAGGCCCUGCAUACACCGACCGACCUCUCCGAGCCAGCGUACGAGUAGUACGCCAAACCCGCACCUUUGCAACGCGCCAAGUCGAAGUAAGCCAAACGACCACUCCCAAAGAAGGCCAGAAAGAAGAAAGCAGAAUAUGUCUCCUCGCAACCGCCGAUUUCAUCAUCAGCUCACCCACGUCCCUCCUAUCCUACUCCCAAACACACACCCACCCCGACUGGCGCGACUGUCCUACACCGGAGGCGGCCUUCACCGCGCUCGUGGAGAAAGGCACGGUCCCAUUAAAGCUGAAGCAAGCCCACGAAAAGGGCUUCAAUCUAAUCUCGCACUUCUACGACCAACGCCUCGUCCCCGACAGCGUCUUCACCCAGAACCUCUACGGCAUCGCCGCCUCAGCACCGCACACCCAAGACACCCUCCCUCCAUCGGAGCGCAGCACCGCGGACUGGAUCCGCAGCAAAGAACAUCUCCCUACUGCUACCGACAACAUGACUUCCCUGACCUUUCUCAUGGAUCUAGGCAUUGCAUUCUUACCCCUCUCGUUCAAUCAUAUGUGGUUUGGGGACGCGAGUGCGGUGUCUAGUUUGGAUUUCUCCUUAAGGUUGUUUGUGGAUACGGAGGAGUUGAAAUUGGAUGAGGGGUGGUUGCUGAGGGAGUUGAGGUGUAAGGUUGCGGGGGAGGGCAGGAGUUUUGGCGAGGGUUGGGUUUGGGAUGAGGGGGGGAGGUGUGUGGCGCAUAUGACGCAGCAGUGUAUUUUGAGGCCGCUGGCGAAGAAGAAGGGGGAGGGGAAGGAGAAGUUGUGA